AUGGAGGAGAAUGAGCUGAGUGCCACAUUCUUGCAGGCCGCCAAACAGUUCUGUAAAUACAUCUUCACACAGUCUACUGUCAAGACCAUCAAGGGAGGGCACAAAGUCACCGGGAGAAUGUUGGGUAGCCUGGUCAGCACCUAUGUGGACACCAUCUCGAGCGGGUCAGUGCCCUGCUUGGAUAAUGCGGUGCUUGCCAUGGCUCAGAUUGAGAACAAGGCUGCCGUGCAGCAGGGGCUGGCUGUGUACCAGAAGGGCAUGGAGCAGUCAGUGCAGAUCCCAGUGACGAGGGACAGGAUUUCUGAGCAGCAUGGAAAGUGGGAGAAACAAGCCCUGGAGACCUUCAUGAAGCGGUCCUUCAAGGACGAUGGACAUAUACACCAGAAGACUAAUGAGGCUGCAGUGAGCUGCUUUGCAAUGUCCCCGAUAUGUGGGCCCCUUACUAUUUCUAACAGACAGCUCAUUGUCUCUCAUUCACAGGAUCAGAUUAUCAGUCAUUACACUGAGCUUGUGAAGCACAAUGAUGAUGUCUCCAUAGAAACAUGCAACAAAGUGCUUGUGGAUCUGUCCGUCCAGAUGAGUCACAAUCUACAGCAAGGAGUUUAUGCAACACCCGGUGGCUACAAGCUGUACUGCGAGGACCGUGAUCAUGUGGAGGAACAAUUCAGAGCCACACCCAACAAGGGAACGAAGGCAGAGGACGUUCUGGACCAAUUUCUAAAACAGAAGAAAAUCGAAGCUGCCUCCAUUCUGCUGGCUGAUCAAAAACUCACAGAAAAUGAGAAGCAAAUAGCCAGAGAGAGGGAGCAUGCACUCCAAAUGGAGCAGCAGAACAAGGCAAUGGAGGAGGAAACCCAUCAGAUGAAGUGCACCUUGGAGGAGGAGCGGAGGAGCCGCGCAGAGAACGAGCGGCAAAUGGAGCUGAAGCUGCAGGAAGAGACAGAGAACGCCCGCAAGGAGUACGAGAACGCGCUGGAGAGCAAGCUGAAAGAGCAGGAGGAGCUGAUGAAGAAGGGCUUUGAGGAGAAGGCAACGAUGCUGCAGGAGGAGAUCAGCCAGCUCAAACAAGAGUCAAAGAUCUGGGUAGAUGUGGCUAAGAUAGGUCUUGAGACAGCUAACAAUGCAUUUAAUAAUUUCUUACAGUACAAAUCUAUGGGGCUUUUACUGAAAAGAUAGUAAAAGUCUUGUACUUUUUAUAGUUGUAAGGAAGUUGUAAGAGGGAUCAUUAUAAACAGAGCUGGUUAAACAGGCUUAUUUGUAAUCUGCCAAGUGUUUAACCUGUAGUACUUUGUAUUUAAUCAUAUCCUGAUGUAACUAUCACUAUUUAAUCAUAGCCUGAUGUAACUAUCACUAUUAUCUGCUGUAUUAUUGAAUUGUGUUUUGUCACACUUGUACUUUGCUUGAACAAAAGUUAUUGUAUUUCUUGCUCUUAUUGUAUUACUUGUAUUGUAACACUUGAAAUGUUUUUGCUUACGAUUGUAAGUCGCCCUGGAUAAGGGUGUCUGCUAAGAAAUAAAUAAAUAAAUAUA
Molecule: messenger RNA, 1529 nt
Organism: Acipenser ruthenus (sterlet)
Lineage: Eukaryota; Metazoa; Chordata; Actinopteri; Acipenseriformes; Acipenseridae
Product: guanylate-binding protein 4-like
Exons: 6
Coding region: 1-1176 (391 amino acids)
Molecular function (GO): GTP binding; GTPase activity
Source: RefSeq, a predicted model, not a curated record